This is a messenger RNA of Vanderwaltozyma polyspora DSM 70294, 1257 nucleotides long. It is a transcript of the gene DBR1, whose product is annotated as RNA lariat debranching enzyme. Gene Ontology annotation, molecular function: RNA lariat debranching enzyme activity. Gene Ontology annotation, biological process: mRNA splicing, via spliceosome. The record is from RefSeq and is a predicted model, not a curated record. Gene Ontology annotation, cellular component: nucleus. The transcript has a single exon. Bases 1 to 1257 code for a protein of 418 amino acids. NCBI's taxonomy places the organism in Eukaryota, Fungi, Ascomycota, Saccharomycetes, Saccharomycetales, Saccharomycetaceae.
AUGGCUAAAUUACGUAUUGCCGUUCAAGGAUGUUGUCAUGGUGAAUUGAAUUUGAUAUUCAAGAAGGUGAAGGAAUUGAAUGAUGAGAACCCAAUUGAUCUGUUAAUUAUUCUGGGAGAUUUCCAAUCGUUGAGAUCCGAAGAGGAUUUCAAAUCGAUUAGCAUGCCUGACAAGUACAAGAAACUAGGCGAUUUUAGUCAUUACUACAAUGACGAGAUCGAAGACCAUGGGCUAAUUCGUCCUCCUGUUCCAACACUCUUUAUCGGCGGUAAUCAUGAAUCUAUGAGACACCUAAUGCUAUUAAGCUAUGGUGGGUAUGCAGCUGAGAAUAUAUAUUAUCUAGGGUAUUCAAAUGUCAUUUGGUUUAAAGGCAUCAGAAUUGGUUCAUUGAGCGGGAUUUGGAAACCUUGGGGGGUCGACAAGACAAGACCAUCAUGGGAUGAAUUAGAAACUAGGGAUCUUUGGAGAGAGACAAUCAGAGACCUGUACCAUGUUAACAAACAAGAUUUAGCACCGUUGUUUUUAUUAAAAAAUGGUACCAGUGCUGCUAAUAGUAAUACACUGGAUAUAAUGUUAAGUCAUGAUUGGCCCAAUGGAAUCGUAUACCAUGGGAAUUACUAUGAGCUUUUAAGGAAAAAACCAUUUUUUGAAAAUGAUAUUAAAUCUAGAAGAUUGGGAAGUCCAAUAUCAUGGCAACUAUUAAGGAACAUAAAACCUAAAUGGUGGUUUUCAGCACAUCUCCAUGUAAAAUACGAGGCUAGUGUAAAGCAUACCAAAAGGAAAAUUAGUGGGAAACCUACCAAGACCAAAAAUAAAGAUGAAAUAGAGUUAGAUUUGUCGUCAUCUGAGGAGGACGACAACGACGAAGAAGAAGAAGAGAAAGAUAUUGUCACUAAUUUCAUGGCAUUGGAUAAAUGUCUACCACGUCGUCAACAUCUAGAAAUAGUUGAAAUCGAAACCAAUACAAAUCAUCAAUCGUAUAUUGAUUCUGGAUCCAUGUAUUGGGACCCAGAAUUCAUUAAAAAUUUACAAUACAUCAAUAAAAACCAAGAUAAGUUGAACAAAACCCCAUUCAAGGAAAUCAAUUGGAAUGAGUUGAUAAAAGAUAGCAACAUAGGGUUACCACCGAACGAUGGUAAUGCGACCAAUUCAAUCGAUUGGUCACUGUACAAAGUUCCAAGUUAUACAAAGGGGAUACAAAAGAGGGAAUCAGAGCAAACUCAAUGGUUCAUUGACAGACAUAUAAAUAAUUGUUGA